AUACCUUGAGAGGUAUUCCAAAACAAACGAAUAAUCUUUUGUUGUAAGAGUAAAACACAUAGCUUCCCUUAUAAACUCCUUUUAUUGUUUAUACAAAAUAUGCAGUGCUAUUAAAAUAGACAAGAUCUUUUGCAACAUCUUGUAUUUGAUUAAACUGAAUGUAAUGAUCAAUGACAUUUAUUAAUAUGACAUGUGUAACACCUUAACCUGAAGAAUUGCACACGAUUGACACUCGUCAUCUGUCAUUGUUUGUUUGUGGAAUGUUUUCCGAUGUGUUUAUCCUAUUAUUUUAAAGCAAGGUUAAAUAACUAGUUCUCUCAACAAUGACCGAAUCAUCAUUUUCAAAGUCGACGAAUGAUUCUCAAUUUGCUCGAAGCGAAACUAUGAAUUAUACUACAGAAAUUCGUCAAAUGAUGCAUGGAUUCGGGGAUAGUAGCGAUCCGUUAAUCGAAUCUGCAAAAAUUGUGGAAGAAGUUGUUUUACAGCAAAUGAGAACAAUCGUGAAGAAGGCAUGCGAAGUUUCCUAUAGACGUGAGAAUUCAAAGAAGGGCUCCUGUAUUAAUGCAGAAGACUUAAUCUUUUUAUUGCGCAAGGAUAAAGUAAAGUUACAGCGGGUGCUGAGAUAUAUAGAAUUGAAAGAGUAUAAGUCCUCCUUGCACAGAGCAAUAGAAAGCGAUCUACCCGAGGAUAUUAUGAACAAUGAACAUCUAGAAGGAGCCAAACAUAAAGGACCGUAUCAUUCGUUUCUCAGCCAGAUUGACAAUACCGGCGAACUUCUCGAAGAUGCAUCCACUGUGGAUGAAGUCAAGCAACAGAGAUGCAUCCGUGCUGAAAUCAUGACGCGUUCUAUGGACGAAGCCAGAUACUUAAAAUUUAGUAAAGCACGUAAUGCGUCUUUCGCGAACAAAAAUCGACACAAAUUCAGCGACUGGCUCUUACCAGACAGCGAUGUAACAAUAUCGAAACAAGGGUAUACAAUUUUAGGAUAUUUAGCAUACGAAGUGGUAGCGCAAAUUGUAGAUUUAGCGUUGUUAGUCAGACAAGACCAAAAUAAGAUCUACGGAGAUUCUAUAGAUCGACUCAGACUUAGUUACGUAAAUCCGUGUACUUAUAAACCAUAUUAUCACGGCAAGGUUGCUGUAACAAAACCGAUAACACCUGCAGAAAUAAUCGAAGCUCUCAGGCGGUACUGGUCUCCGCAAUUAGAUAUGACUGGGCCAUUCAAUCGUUGGUCGCUGAGAAAACCACAUUUAAAGCUCCUUUGCUGUUAACUUCUAGAAGAAUUAAUUUCGUAACGCAAACAAGACAUAUACAUAUAUUUUAUUACCUCCUACUAAGAAGAUCAAAUCUGUAAUGUUUUACCAGUAUUUUACGCUAAAAAUAUUUAGCGGAUAUUUUAAAAUUGACCAAUGUUUAUUGACAUGUUCAUGUACCUCUUACAAGUAUAACUUAGGUUUCUAAUCUUAGGUUUACGCAUGACCACUACUACACAAAUUAGUAUAAUUUUAUUUUUUUACAAAAUUUUCCAGUCAUGUGAUCUGUUCAUAACGUGACAUUUAUAGAUAUCGUGUAUAUCCCUUUUUUUUUUUUAUACAAGUACAGUUACAGUAUUUUCCAUGUAUUUUACAAUUCAUAGUCCCUGAUUCGAAUUUAUAAGAUAAGAUUAUAAUACAAUUGGCUUUGUAAUAAUGAUACGUUUAUAUUCAUUGUACUUUUCAUAAAAUACUCAGAUCCUCCCCUUAAUUUAACGAUAUUACGAACGUAUCACUUUCAUGGAGUAUCGUAAGAUCCCUUCGUUUAGUACGACUCUAAAACCCUUUCUUAAAGUAAAAUAUGCUAAGUUAUUUAGUAUCUACAAAUUUGAGCUAAUCUUAUGAACUGUAUCGUCGUUUUAUGAAUUCACGCAGAUACUAAUUUUACUCCUGUAUCAUGGUGAAAGCAACGUGGAUACUCGUACUUU
Hylaeus volcanicus is the source of this 1960-nucleotide messenger RNA. It is a transcript of the gene Spt3, whose product is annotated as transcription initiation protein SPT3 homolog. Lineage: Eukaryota; Metazoa; Arthropoda; Insecta; Hymenoptera; Colletidae. Gene Ontology annotation, biological process: transcription by RNA polymerase II. The transcript has 5 exons. The record is from RefSeq and is a predicted model, not a curated record. Gene Ontology annotation, molecular function: transcription coactivator activity; protein heterodimerization activity. Bases 324 to 1271 code for a protein of 315 amino acids.